Molecule: messenger RNA, 4195 nt
Organism: Rhipicephalus microplus (southern cattle tick)
Lineage: Eukaryota; Metazoa; Arthropoda; Arachnida; Ixodida; Ixodidae
Gene: Naa15-16
Product: N-alpha-acetyltransferase 15/16
Biological process (GO): N-terminal peptidyl-methionine acetylation
Cellular component (GO): cytoplasm; NatA complex
Molecular function (GO): protein binding
Source: RefSeq, a predicted model, not a curated record
AUGUCUCCCAGCCAACCGCUACCACCAAAAGAGAAUGCCCUAUUUAAAAGAAUAUUGAAAUGCUACGAACAUAAACAAUACAAGAAUGGGCUAAAAUUUGCUAAGCAGAUUUUAACCAACCCGAAGUUCGCGGACCAUGGAGAAACGUUGGCUAUGAAAGGGCUGACCCUGAACUGCCUAGGAAGGAAAGACGAAGCUUAUGAAUAUGUUCGCAAAGGGCUCCGGAACGACCUCAAGAGUCAUGUGUGCUGGCACGUGUAUGGCUUACUACAGAGGUCUGACCGGAAAUAUGAUGAAGCCAUCAAGUGCUACAGGAAUGCUCUCAAGUGGGACAAAGAUAAUAUACAGAUUCUUCGCGAUUUGUCACUGCUUCAAAUCCAAAUGCGUGAUUUGGAAGGAUAUAGGGACACUAGGUACCAAUUAUUCAUGUUGCGGCCGACUCAGAGGGCAUCGUGGAUUGGAUUCUCGAUGUCCUAUCACUUGCUUAAAGAUUAUGAUAUGGCGCUCAAGAUAUUGGAAGAGUUUAGGAAAACACAAACGAAACGUGGGUACGACUAUGAACACAGCGAACUAUUGCUCUAUCAGAACAUGGUGAUGCGAGAGGCUGGUGAACUGGACGAGGCACUUGGUCACCUCGCACACAACGAGGAGCAGAUCUGCGACAAACUGUCUGUGCUCGAGACGAGAGCAAACCUGCUGAUGCAGGUGGGUCAGUAUCCAGCGGCCGAAUCGAUAUACAGGGAGCUCUUAAACAGGAAUCCUGAGAACCACGAGUACUAUCAUGGCUUAUUGAAAGCGCUACGGCAACAGGGUGUCGAAGAUGAACUCAAGCUGUUCGAGGAAUGCCAGGACACAUUCCCAAGAGCACAGACACCUCGAAGAUUACCACUUAAUUUUGCCACAGGUGAACAGUUUCGUGUGUUAGUGGACAAAUACAUGCGGAAAGCACUUCACAAAGGUGUACCUCCACUCUUCACAGACCUUCGGCCUCUCUACACCAGUCCUGAAAGAGUGAAAAUUAUUGAGCAGUUGCUGACUUGUUACAUUAGUUCUCUAAAGAAGUACGAGGUCUUCUCUGAAAAAGAAAAGGACUCUGAAGAAAAAGAACCUGCCACAGCGCUCUUAUGGACUUACUACUAUGCAGCACAGCACUACGACUACCUGGGCUGCACUGCCAAAGCUUUAGAUCUAAUAAAUGCUGCCAUUGAGCACACGCCAACACUCAUUGAACUCUUUGUCGCCAAGGCUAGGAUAUACAAGCAUGCUGGGGAUAUCCAUGAAGCCUUGAGGUAUCUAGAUGAAGCCCAAGCUCUGGACACGGCGGAUCGCUACAUCAACUCGAAAUGUGCGAAAUACAUGUUGCGGGGAAACCUCAUCAAGGAGGCAGAGGACAUGUGUGCAAAGUUCACUAGGGAAGGUGUCUCUGCAGUCGAGAACUUGAAUGAGAUGCAGUGCAUGUGGUUCCAGACCGAAUGUGCCAUGGCGUACCAGCGGCUAGGGAAAUGGGGUGAGGCUCUUAAAAAGUGCCACGAAGUGGACAGGCACUUCUCGGAGAUAAUGGAAGACCAGUUCGACUUUCACACGUACUGUAUGCGGAAGAUGACAUUGCGUGCUUACGUGAGUCUCCUAAGGCUGGAGGACGUGCUCAGGGCCCAUCCUUUCUACUUCAAGGCUGCAAGAGUAGCCAUCCAGGUUUAUCUUCAACUUCACGACCACCCUGUUGCGGAAACAGAGGCAGCAGAAGAGAUCAACACAGCCAACAUGGCCCCCGGAGAGCUGAAGAAGCUGAAGAGCAAACAGCGCAAGGCCCGGCGGCGAGCCGAGCAGGAGAAGGAGAAGCAGACCCUGGCGCAGGAGAAGCAGAAGUCCCGGCAAGCUCAGCAGGCGCAGCAAGCGCAGCAGGACGGCGGCGAGAUGGACGGUGUGCGGGACGAGGAACUGUUGCCCGACAAGCUGGCCAGGACAGAGGAGCCCCUGGAGCAGGCAAUCCAGUUCUUGCGACCGCUGCAACAGCUGGGUGCCCAGCAACUGGAGACUCACCUCCUUGCAUUUGAGAUCUACUUGCGCAAGAAUCGGCCCCUGCUCAUGCUGCAGUCCAUCAAGCGAGCUUUCCGCCUCGAUCCUCAGUGCCCCCGUCUGCAUGCCCACAUGUGCACUUUCCACAGCCUGGUGUCAAAGAGGAAGGACCUCCCAGGGCCUAUUGUAACAGUACUGGAGAAAGAAAUGGCUGAACUGUACCAGUCAAAGGAUGCACAGCAGCUGAAUGAAGAGUUUUUGGCUCAGCAUUCACGCUCUUUCCCACACUUACUCGAAGGUUGCCGAAUGAUGUACUUCCUGGACACAUCCAAGCAGAAGCAGGCUCUUCAGAUGGUGACAUCUCUAAACAAUGACCUGGAGGGAGUCACUAUUGAGAACUGCCUACGAACUCUCGAAUGCCUGACCAAGGGAGACAUGGGUUCGUGUGAAGCGGAGCUGGCACUGUUUCGCGCUGCUUGCCACGAGCGCUUUCCUUUGGCCAUUGCAUUCCGACCACCACAGUCGUCAGCCAAUCAUGUGCGGCCAGAGGAAUGACCCUGGGGUCUCCGGCCGUGCCAUGCAAGUCCCCCCCUCAUCCAGUGCCUCUGUUAGGCGUGGUCUGUGGGCACAGAUAACCUCCUCUGUUCUCCGCGUGGCACCGUGGGCCCACGUGCAGUGAGAGAAGAACCACCGUCGUAGGAAUCAUCUUCAAACUUGCUCUUCCCGACCGUGGCACCACAUGUGGCUGUGAGUGUGAUUGGUGUCACUGGACGAUCCUGCUCUGCAGAAUAAAGAAAGGAUGGUUUUCCUUUUCAGACUCUGAACACAUCGAGGGACGGCUUGUUGAAGUGUUCAGAACGGGGUAUUCAUGUUUUUGUUAUUUUCUCUUUGGCAGUGAAAAAAAUGGACUGUACUGUGGCAUACCAGAACAAAAGACCUUGUGCUGGCUGUAUGUAGUACAACCGGUGCUGUUGUUCCUCAGUGGGAUGCAUGGUACGGAACAGGUGCCGAACAGUCCGCCUUGUGUGCUGCGACUUCAAGAGGUUCAUAGUGGGACAGUUGUCGUGCGGGCAACUACCAGUCUGUGUGGAGGAUAAUUGCAUCUGGCGACUGCUACUGGAUAUUGAAGCCAUCGCUGACACGAACGUCCAAGCUGUUUGAAUUUGUGUACCAGCAGAAGCGUGCUACACUGAAUGGGAUGUUCCUCUCCCGCAGUGAGAUUUUGUUGAUACUUAGAACAGCCGAGGCAGUGACUCUUACCUUUUUUUUAGCAAUGUUAUGGAGAAAUAUUUCAGUUGCAAAAGCAAUAUUAAAGGUGCAGCAUUGCAGUGAACUUCUUUUAUUAGUGAUGCAAUGCUAGGUUACAAUUAUUGGCAGCAAUAUUGUAAAUUUUGUAAUAUCCGUUGUACUCUCUGAAAGGCUAAAACGUAUCGUCCACAGCUGUUGGUGUUGCGGCAAUGAGUUUCGAAACUAGACUGCCUCGUCAGCAGUAGAGCACCUUUUAUUGGAAGUGAUGGUAGACUCGUGUGGUGACACUGGAACAAUAGUGCGGGCCCUCGAUACAUUCUCCUUAUUUUAGUAAUCUUAGCCUACACAGUGGAGCAGUGUAAAUCAGAAAAGGUAGGUUUUGAGAAAGUGUACAGCUAGAGUACUUGAUAAAAUGGGUGUAUUGGCAAGUAUGGCAUUUUCAGUGAAAAGUAGUGCUGGCUGCUCGCUAUGGCUCACUUGGUGUAUGUGUGUAGUGAAAGACUGGUGCAUGUGCAUUUGUGUGCACUGAAGGUUUGUGCCCCUUCAGAAGUCGUCUUGCCACGUUGUUGGCAACACUCGAGAAGUCUUUUGUACUACGCUCACACACUUGCGCGCACACAGUCGCACAGAGACCGUAUUUAAUGACGGCUGGGUGCAGUCUGUCACUUGCCGUUGCAAGGUCAGGUUAGGCCAAGACCCAGGGACCUUUUGUCCUUGAGAGAAUGCUUUGUUGAGUUCCCUGAGUUUUAACUCGCCUGCGUUUUUGUUUUUUUUGUACGCGAAGAGUGGUUGGUGCCGUGUUGUUUGAAAUAAAAUAUGCUGCAUAGGUACGUGCUUUGGUAGUGAUUCAUGCAGGUGCAGUGUAGAACCUGUGUGUUACCACUUGUGUUUUGAAACAUAUUCUCAUAAAGGCACUGUGCCUUGUUGCAAA